UACAACACAACUUUUAUCCACUACCAGACAGAACAAUAAUGUUGAUUACAACAGUCAUAAUGCUCAGUAUCUGGGCUACAGCGGCAGAUGAUUUAUUAUCACCAAAUAUAAACAUAACUGAACAAUUGGGAAAGAUUCAAAUUAUGGAAACAAGGAUGGAAUCCAUGGAGAAGGAAAUUGAGCGACUGAAAGCAGAAAAGGCAGAGUGUCGGUGCCAAAAAGACACAGGAGUUUAUAAACAUGACAUUAUGACCUCACAGGGAAGAGUAAAUGCGGCUGAAGACAAUGUUGAAGAGCUAAACAGCACGGAGAAAGAGAGGGUGAAAAUCGCCUUUUCAGCCUCACUAUUAUCUUCACAUAACAUCAGAUAUAUUGGCCCUUAUGCAGAAGAUACCAUGAUUGUAUAUGGAAAAAUAUUUACCAACAUUGGAAAUGCAUAUAACACCACAACAGGAAUAUUCACUGCACCAGUGAAAGGAGUUUAUUUCUUCAACCUUGUGCUCUUCACUCAUGAUGCCUUAUCAGCUGGUGUGAAACUGCUAAAAAAUGAUGAUCAUGUGGUUGGAGUGACAGAUAACCCUCCUACAGGAGACAAAGAGGACACUGCAAGUAACUCUGUGAGUCUUCUUUUGGAAGAAGGAGACCAGAUAAGUGUAAAACUCAUGGAGCACCGUCGUAUCUACACAGAUGGGUUUAAGCGUAACACCUUUAGUGGACACCUUCUUUUUACCAUGUAAUGUUGUAAAGCAAUGAUCUCAAACUCAAUUCCUGGAGGGCCGCAGCUCUGCAUAGCUUAGCUCCAACCGCCUCCAACUCACACCUACAUAACUGUUUAUAUUCUUGAACACCUUUAUUAGUUGGAACAGCUGUCAUUAGGGUUGGAGCAGAACUGUGCAGAGCUGCGGCCCUCCAGGAAUCAAGUUUGAAACCUAUGUUGUAAAGGGAUAGUUCACCAAAAAAUGAAAAUGCACAUUUACUCACCUUUAAUUAGUUCCAAACCUUUAUAAAUUACCUUAUUCUGUUGAAGACAAAAGAAAAGAUUUUGAAGAACUGGAAAUGGUAACCAUUGACAUCAAAAGUAUUUAUUUUUCCUAUAGAAAAUGUCAAUGGUUACAGAUUUUUAGCUUUCUUAAAAAUAUAUUCUUCUGUGUUCAACAGAAUAAAAAAGCACUAAGAAGAACUAUCCUUUAAGAUGAUGAUGGUGAUGAUGAAAAGCCUUUAUUUGUCGCAUACACUUUUACAUGUAGUGAAACUGAACCCCCCCCCUCCAGCGGCAGACACAACCAUCACACAUUUCAGGGGAAGACAGGUCAGACGACAGGUAGCUGUUAGAAAGAUAAAACAAGAUACAUCAGGGAAGAAGGAGACGAAAAAGACCCUCUCAAACUGUCUAUCAGUGAUUGUCUAUCUGUAGCUGUGUACAUGUGUUUGUAAGCCUGUAGUCUCAACAGGUGUCCUUGGAACAGUGAGCAGAAAUUCAGAGUGUCUUGUUAUCUUGUCUGCAGGGGAAGUUGUUUGUCUCUAGCCAAGCCCGUCUGGCAGGAGAGUCACAGGGUAGCCGAAAGAGAAAAGGUUUUCAAAUUUGGGUCAAUAUCUGCCAAUUUUAGAGCUAUCUAAUGUCUGUCACUGGUCUCCAGGUCUAUCCAAAUCUCAUUGCUAGUAUCUCCCUGAUGUUUUGCAAUUUGCACUCCAUAACCACAGUCAGAGUGCUAACAACCCUGCUCAUUACCGUUUCAAUCCAGCCAGCCAGCUUAGUUUGGUUUUGAACCGCACUGACCGCUUUUAUCAAUCGUCAAUACCCCAGGUGUCAAUUGCAUACAGAGACCAGUUGAUCAAAUCCAUAAUUCCUUAUUGUUCAGAGAGCAGGACAAGGAGUGCCUCAGAGAUAGAAUAAGACGAGAAAAGAGGAGCUAGCCAGAAGAGGUAUGAUAAAUAAAAGUAGCAAAAUCAAAUAUUUCUGAGACUGACAUUUCAAAAAUCAGCUUGAAAAGACAAAAAACAUCAAUAAUGCAAAUAUGAGACAACAAGUAACAAAAACAAUUUAAGUGUAGCACUUUUCCAUAUAUGCAGUACUGUCUGUUGAUUUUUGUUCAUUAUUUUUUUUUAAACGUGAGUGUCAAACAUAAUUAUUUGAUGAUUAGACUAUAUAUUGUUUAAUGCAUUGUAUAUUUGAAUAUAAAUUUAUACCUGUAAAGAACAUGAAAAAACAUUUAAAUCCAAGAAAAAAUGAACCUCUUUAGUAAAACCAGAUAACCUGUUUAAGAGAAGCCCAAAAUCUAAAUUUACACACUUUUUACUCACCCUCAAACCUUCAUGAGUUUCUUUCUUCUGCUGAACACAAAAAAAAAUCUAAAAGAAUGCUGAAAACUUAUAAACCAUUGACAUCCAUUAGAAAAAACAACUAUUAUGAAAGUCAAUAGUCAAUAUUAUUCAAUAUUAUCAUAUAUUGUGUUUAACUGAAGGAGGUAACACAUACAGUAAGGGUUGGAAACAAGUAAAGGGUGAGUAAAUGUUUCAACAGUUUUCCUUAUUUAGUGAACUAUCCCUUUAAGUUGUCUAAUAUUUGAGAAAACAAUAAAGGCAUUUCCUAUUCAUUUGGGAAAAUAAAAUACAGCUUUACAUCACUUUUUUUACAGUAUUUUGUCACUGUAAU
Molecule: messenger RNA, 2653 nt
Organism: Danio aesculapii
Lineage: Eukaryota; Metazoa; Chordata; Actinopteri; Cypriniformes; Danionidae
Gene: cbln14
Product: cerebellin 14
Exons: 4
Coding region: 39-737 (232 amino acids)
Molecular function (GO): protein binding
Source: RefSeq, a predicted model, not a curated record